GUGAAAACAGUGAAGUUGUGUCUGGCGUUGUUCUUCCGUGUUUUAUAAAAUAUUUGUAAAUUUUAUGCCUACCUAAGCCUGAAAUGUGCAUGGUGUUAAUAGUUUUCGUGUAUGUGUUGUGAUAAUGUGAUACGUGUUUAUUGUUUGAAAUGGAGACAAAUGCAAAUCAGAAGGUGUCAUGUGUAGCUAACUACGCGUACGAUGCGUCGGAGGCGGACGAGCUGUCGAUCCGGCCGGGAGACGUGCUGCGCGACGUGGAGCGACUGCCGGGCGGCUGGUGGCGCGGCGAGCUGCGCGGACGUCGCGGCAUGUUCCCGGACAACUUCGUGUCUGUACUCACGGAGCAGGCCAACGCCAGGUCCGGCGGCGUUCAGGGCCGGUGCCGAGCGGUGUUCAGCUACCAGCCGGCCAACCCGGACGAGCUGCCACUCAGCGUUGGAGACGUACUUGAAGUCCUUGGCGAGGUAGAGGAAGGCUGGUGGCAGGGCCGGCGGCAGGGCCGCGUGGGCGUGUUCCCGUCCAACUUCGUGGUGAUGCUCGACCCGCCGCAGCCGGCGCCGCCCUUCGAGCCAGCGCCCGCGUUGCCCCCCAAACCUGUGAAAGAGCAAUGCCGAGUGCUGUUCCCGUAUACAGCAGUAAACGACGACGAGCUCACACUGGCUGAAGGGGACAUAGUGACAAUCGUCUCAAAGGACGCGCCGGACCGCGGCUGGUGGCGCGGCGAGCUACACGGCCGGCAGGGGUUGUUCCCUGACAACUUUGUGCAGAUGCUGCCAGCAGUGGCAGCGGAGGCAGAAGAGAAGAAACCAGACAGGCCGCCAUCGAAAACGAACGCAAUAUACCCUGUGCUGAACAAGUACUCAGAAAAGACCGCCUCAGUUAAAGAAUUGACCACGUCUAAAAUAAGUUUGCACAAAGAAAACACAAUCAGCAAGGAGAGUACCACACAGAAUACAGUAACCCACACAAACAAGACCGAGUCGGAGAAGCUCAUUCACAACGAGUCUGUCAACGACGGGACGUUGGACGGACAGAUUAAGAAACCUCCAGUGCCAUUGAAGAAAAGUCCGACCCCGAGCGCAGGCGUAGGCGGCUUGUUCAGCGGCCUGAAGACCAAAAUGUUAUCUUCUACAGACAAGUUACCUUAUGUAGUUAGUAAUAAGAGCGAUGUUGCAAUAGCAGACCGGCCCGACGGCGCCGCCGCCUCGCGCCCGCCGUCCAACACGCUGGACCACGUCGAGCGCAACUCCAUGCUCAACGACCCCCGCGCUCACAGAGUCAAAGCGCCCCGCCGACGGCCGCCCAGUCAGGCUCUACGGGAUGACACGCCGCAACAGAUCGGGCUCAGCAAUGGCCACGAAGUACCAACAGAAAGAGAAAAGCCGCCAGCCGAGAAAGCUGAAGAAAUAAAACCUCGCGCUCGCGAGUGGGAGAAACACAAGGCGCCGUGGAUGGAGGAGCUUAAGCUGAAUCAAGCAAAGAAGACCAGCUUCGGGGCUGAUGGGAAGUCGCGAUCUGUGUCCACUGGCUCUGAAAGCGGCGUGGCCAGCAAGGCUGGUGGUGGCAGCACUGACAGGUAUGACGUCACACAAAUAAGCUAUGCUAGAGUAGAGGUCUCAGGUUAGAAUCCCAUAUAGGUC
Ostrinia nubilalis (European corn borer) is the source of this 1640-nucleotide messenger RNA. RefSeq names its product SH3 domain-containing kinase-binding protein 1 (gene cindr). NCBI's taxonomy places the organism in Eukaryota, Metazoa, Arthropoda, Insecta, Lepidoptera, Crambidae. The record is from RefSeq and is a predicted model, not a curated record. Gene Ontology annotation, molecular function: protein binding. The transcript has 11 exons. Bases 150 to 1625 code for a protein of 491 amino acids. Gene Ontology annotation, biological process: cell migration; actin filament organization.